Molecule: messenger RNA, 524 nt
Organism: Armigeres subalbatus
Lineage: Eukaryota; Metazoa; Arthropoda; Insecta; Diptera; Culicidae
Product: ATPase inhibitor A, mitochondrial
Exons: 2
Coding region: 195-470 (91 amino acids)
Biological process (GO): negative regulation of ATP-dependent activity
Cellular component (GO): mitochondrion
Molecular function (GO): ATPase inhibitor activity
Source: RefSeq, a predicted model, not a curated record
GACAAUCUGAAAACAAAAAUCAUUCGACUUCCCUUCAUUCUUUCCACUCACCACACUGUGUCAAGUUUUCAUCAUUAUUGCUGAGUACUGCAUCAGAUAGGAGAAAAUAUAAAACGCAGUUGUGCUACGAGCUUGCUUAUAUAUUGAACAACGUGAAAAUAUUAUUACUUCAGUAGUAAACUUAUCCAGGUCUAAUGAACGCGCUUCAACGAAACUCUGCACGUCUCUAUCCCAGUGGAUUAAGGAUUGCGAAAAUGAGUCAAGUUGGUGAUCUGGGUGCCGGUGCCGGAAAGGGAGGCGGUGGUGGUGGCACCAUUCGCGAAGCCGGUGGAUCGUUCGGCAAAAUGGAAGCAGCUCACGAGGAAGAGUAUUUUUACAAACAGCAGAGGGAACAACUUCAGAAGCUGAAACCAAAGACUGAUGGCGCUGCAGCUGGGGAACAUAAGGCUCAACCGAGUGGUAAGAAGUAGAUUGCAUCGAUUACCCAAUAAAAAAAACUUUUUUUUCUACAUUCUCUACAAGGA